UAUAAAUUUACGGACUUGGAGCAACUUUCAUAGGGAUUGCAUUUAACUGAAGGAUAAGACUAGCACAUUGCUGCUGUGUCCAACCCUUAGAUUAUGGCUCUGAAGAUUUGUGAACAUUGGUCCCUGCUCAUUUUCCUCUUCCUUCCCUUUUGUCUAGGUCAGGAAGAAUACUCGGAGGUGAGCGUGAAAGAUAUUGCAAACUUGACAAAAUUUGUUGAAAACCAUGAAGGUUCCAGGUAUAUAAAGAGCGAACAGACUGAAGCUGCAAACCAUACAGGUGGGGUAAAUUUGAAAUCAGCUGCAGCUGACAAGACAGGAAAAAUACAAAUAAAGCUGAAAAGAAACAAAUUUGAAACUAAGGUGAUAAAACAGCCAACUUCUAAGGAACAACAUGAGAUUGUGGAUAGGCCUGCUCAUUUCGAAUGUAAUCGUUGUUGUUACCGAGCAGAGCCUGGUCCCCGUGGAUGGCCUGGUCCUCCUGGCCCAGCUGGUAUUCCGGGAAACCAUGGAAAUAAUGGAAAUAAUGGGCUACCAGGACAUGAAGGCGAUAAAGGUGAGCAAGGCCGUAAAGGCGACAUGGGACCCCGAGGAGAACGUGGAAUUCAAGGCAUUAAAGGAGAAAAGGGACAAGCAGGCAUCCCAUCAGAACUCAAAGUUGCUUUCAUGGCUUCUAUGGCAACUCAUUUUACAAACCAGAACAGUGGCAUUAUCUUCAGCAGUGUGGAGACCAAUGUUGGAAGCUAUUUUGAUGUUAUGACUGGAAGAUUUACUGCACCUAUAAAAGGUGUUUAUUUCUUUAUUUUUAACAUGAUGAAACAUGAAGAUGUGGAAGAAACAUCUGUCUACCUAAUGCACAAUGGAAAUGCCAUCAUAAGCAUGUACAGUUCUGAAUCCAAGGGAAAACAUGAUACUUCAGGAAACAGUGGAGUGCUUAAGCUUGAAACAGGAGAUGAAGUUUGGCUGCGGAUGGGAAAUGGAGCAUUGCAUGGUGACCAUCAAAGAUAUUGUACGUUUUCUGGCUUCCUCCUUUUUGAGGGUAGCUAAAAGCCUCCAUUAUUAAUGUAGCUCAGCAAUAAUAUUCAAUGUAGAAUCAUGAAAAUGUAAUUAAACAAUCUGAUCUAAAUCAACUCAUUAUCCAUUAUCUUUUCAGAGUGGUGAAAGAGGCUUUGUGAAUCAUAACAGUCCCAUUUCUUCCUUCUUAAUUGGUUUUUCACCAAGUAUUUUAAGUAUUUUCAUUCUAACUCUGCUUGCUUCAUUUCAACUGUCAGAUUACUGGUGCUAGAAAACUUACAUUUGGUCAUGCUUUUGUUCAUUCUGGUCAAGAUGAGGGCAUUUUCUUUGGUUUUCCAUCUGUACUCAAAAUCUCCUUUUGUAGAGGAGAUAUGAUAGUUUCAAACUGAAUGCACAAUUAAGAUAUGCUCAAAGGUGAUCACAGCUGUUCAUUAUGGACUGCCCAGUGCCAAUGCAGAUAAUAGCCCAGUAUGUUAGUUGUCUUACUCUUCCCAAUAUUAUAUCAUUUAAGAAGUGGACAAAUCUUGGGGAGAAAUGUUUGAAUAUCAUUUGACUGCCAUUUGUUCUCAGUUUCUAUACAUAACUCACUGAAAUGGCAAGAGAGUGUGUGGUAUAACAUAUUAGCAAACAUUUUGGCUUCUCGCAAUAAAUAAGAAGAUUAUAAUUUGAACAUGUUCACAAGGUCCAAACACACAUCUGAUUAGAUUAGAUUCCCUACAGUGUGGAAACAGGCCCCUUGGCCCAACCACUCUACACCAACCUUCUGGUGAGUAACCCACGCAGAUCCACUUCUCUCUGAGUAAUGCACCUAUUUACUAUGGGCAAUUCACCUGACCUACACAUCUUU
Molecule: messenger RNA, 1858 nt
Organism: Chiloscyllium plagiosum (whitespotted bambooshark)
Lineage: Eukaryota; Metazoa; Chordata; Chondrichthyes; Orectolobiformes; Hemiscylliidae
Product: complement C1q tumor necrosis factor-related protein 3-like
Molecular function (GO): protein binding
Source: RefSeq, a predicted model, not a curated record